UUUGCAGGCAGCGGCGGCCGGGGGCGGAGCGGGAUCGAGCCCUCGCCGCGGCCUGCCGCCAUGGGCCCGCGCCGCCGCCGCCGCCUGCCACCCGGGCCGCGCGGGCCGUGAGCGCCAUGGCCGUGGCCGGGGCCCCCGCAGGCGGCCCAUGCGCGCCGGCGCUGGAGGCCCUACUCGGGGCCGGCGCGCUGCGGCUGCUCGACUCCUCGCAGAUCGUCAUCAUCUCCACGGCGCAGGACGCCAGCGCCCAGCCGGCCCCCGCCGGCCCCUCCGCGCCCGCCGCCGGCCCCCGCGACCCCGACCUGCUGCUCUUCGCCACGCCGCAGGCGCCCCGGCCCACACCCAGCGCGCCGCGCCCUGCGCUCGGCCGCCCGCCGGUAAAGCGGAGGUUGGACCUGGAAACUGACCAUCAGUACCUGGCCGAGAGCAGUGGGCCAGCCCGGGGCAGAGGCCGCCACCCAGGAAAAGGUGUGAAAUCCCCAGGGGAGAAGUCACGCUAUGAGACCUCGCUGAAUCUGACCACCAAACGCUUCCUGGAGCUGCUGAGCCGCUCAGCUGAUGGCGUUGUUGAUCUGAACUGGGCAGCCGAGGUGCUGAAGGUGCAGAAACGGCGCAUCUAUGACAUCACCAAUGUCCUCGAGGGCAUCCAGCUCAUUGCCAAGAAGUCCAAGAACCACAUUCAGUGGCUAGGCAGCCAUGCGGCAGUGGGGAUCGGUGGGCGGCUUGAAGGACUGACCCAGGACCUCCAGCAACUGCAGGAGAGUGAGCGGCAGCUGGACCACCUCAUCCAUAUCUGUACCGCACAACUGCGGCUGCUUUCUGAGGACUCUGACAGCCAGCGCCUGGCCUAUGUGACCUGCCAGGACCUUCGUAGCAUCGCAGACCCUGCAGAGCAGAUGGUCAUGGUGAUCAAGGCCCCUCCUGAGACCCAACUCCAAGCCAUAGAUUCCUCAGAGACCUUUCAGAUCUCCCUUAAGAGCAAGCAAGGCCCCAUUGACGUUUUCCUGUGCCCUGAGGAGACUGCAGGCGGCAUCAGCCCUGGGAAGACCUCGUCCCAGGGGACGGCUUCUGGGGAGGAAGACAGGGCAGUUGACCCUGCCACCACAGUGCCACCACCAUCAUCUCCCUCCUCAUCCCCUGCUGCAGAUCCCAGCCAGUCCCUGCUCAGCCUGGAGCAAGAACCUCUGCUUUCCCGGAUGGGUGGCCUGCGGGCCCCUGUGGACGAGGACCGCCUGUCCCCGCUGGUGGCGGCCGACUCACUCCUGGAGCAUGUGCGGGAGGACUUCUCCGGCCUCCUCCCUGAGGAGUUCAUCAGCCUGUCCCCUCCCCACGAGGCCCUCGACUACCACUUUGGCCUUGAGGAGGGUGAGGGCAUCAAAGACCUCUUCGACUGUGACUUUGGGGACCUUACCCCCUUGGAUUUCUGAUGGGGCUUAGGGGGGACCAGGGACUCCUGAGAUGCCCACCCUGUCUCUGCAGCCCUGGAGCCCCCUGCCCCUGGCCGUCCUCCCAGCCCGAUUGGAAAUGUUUAAUUUAUACCCUAUCUCCCCUGUCUCCAGAAGCUUCUAGCUCUGGAGUCUGGCUACUGCCAGGAGGCUGAGCAAGCCAGGAAGGGAAGGAUUCUGUUUGUGGUGUGUAUGUGCAUGCACCCAGCACCCAACAUGUGUGUACACGGGGUGAGUGGUGUGUGAGCAUGUGUGUGUGCAUGUACCGGGGAAUGAAGGUGAACACAUCUGUGCGUGCACUGAAAACACGCCCCAGUGUGUCCACGUGUGUGUGCAUGAGUCCAUGUGUGCGCGUGGUGGGGGCUCUAACUGCACUUUUGGUCUCCUUGCUCCAGGGGCCCCACGAGGCCCAGGGUGGCCACCUGCCCCCAGAAUCCUGUGUGCUGACCAGGCCAGGUGGCGAGGCCUUGGCCUGCUUGUUUGCAGGACAGCGAGAGCACUUCUGUCGUCUUAAAGGUUUUUCUGAUCGAAGCUUUAAUGGAGCGUUAUUUAUUUAUCAAGGCCUCUUUGGCAAGCCUGGGGCACCAGCGAAGGGUAGGAGGGGUGUGGGACUGAUGCCCCAACUCCUUAUACCCCUGAGCGAGGGCAGGGGUCCCUAAAGCUGUAAUUUGCCCCACUCCGAAGGAGCUGAGGCCUGAGCGGUUUAUUUAUUGGGAUAGUGAGGGAGGGAGACUGACUGACUGACUGACAGCCAUGGGUGGAUUGAGGGGGUGGUCCCUUCCCAGAGGGUCACUGCAGGACCCCAUCUGCCCCCCAGGAUGGAUGUGAGAUGGGAGAGGUGAGUGGGGGACCUUCACUGACAGGGUGGGCAGGAGGGGUGGGUCAAGGGCUUCCCCUAGCCCAGACCACAGGGGCCCCUCCUGUGGCAUUUGAAGUGCCCCCUCUACCCCACUUCUUGCUCUGCCCUACCCUCCAAUCUGCACUUUGAUUUGCCUUUCUAACUGCUCUGUUCCCUCUUGCUUUGGUUUUAAUAAAUAUUUUGAUGGUGUUUGGGUUGGGUUUUGGGACUGUGUACAAGGAGCAAAUCUGGGGGUGGGAGAGGUCAAGGUUGCUGGGAAAAUACCCCUUGUCUACUUCCCCUCUCCCUGCCUCUACUUGGUUUCAUUUCCCUUGAACCUCCCAGCCACAAGAAAGGCAGGCUUCAUCACCAUUUUUGUCCUUACUUAGAAACUGAUCCAAUGAAGUGGUAAGUGAACUCCCUUCCUUUUCCCAGCCUCAGAGAGGCCACUCUGAUUGCUGUGUUCCUUCCAGAUGUUUCUGGGCAUUUGUAAACAUGGAGCAAAUAAUUAAAA
Messenger RNA from Hyaena hyaena (striped hyena), 2797 nucleotides. RefSeq names its product E2F transcription factor 1 (gene E2F1). The transcript is spliced from 7 exons. Gene Ontology annotation, biological process: G1/S transition of mitotic cell cycle; regulation of transcription by RNA polymerase II. NCBI's taxonomy places the organism in Eukaryota, Metazoa, Chordata, Mammalia, Carnivora, Hyaenidae. Bases 117 to 1427 code for a protein of 436 amino acids. The record is from RefSeq and is a predicted model, not a curated record. Gene Ontology annotation, molecular function: DNA-binding transcription factor activity, RNA polymerase II-specific; protein dimerization activity; RNA polymerase II cis-regulatory region sequence-specific DNA binding. Gene Ontology annotation, cellular component: Rb-E2F complex.